Molecule: messenger RNA, 1659 nt
Organism: Chara braunii
Lineage: Eukaryota; Viridiplantae; Streptophyta; Charophyceae; Charales; Characeae
Source: the annotation of a GenBank genome assembly
GGUGUAACUCAAAACGCUACUCCCUCAUCGAUCAUGGAGUUAUUGCUUGAAGAGGAGGCUUCACGUCUCGCAAACCUAGUUAGCGGUUGGUACCUGGAUCACGUUAAUCAGGACGUGUCCGAUUUCAUUGAGGCCAAAAUCGAUGAGGAGGAAAGCUGUAUUGAGAUCCACCCUAAAGAGAAUAUUAGACCAGUCGAAGAGGAAUUCCUCAAGACCAUGGGAAUAACUGUUAUAUUUCAGGGCGAGGUGAAGAACAUGAAGAACGACAGGAAAUUAGAUAUGAUCCGUUCUUUGGAAAACGCCUUGCUUCCAGAAGACAAGCUGUUGACACACAGGGGAUUGGCGCACAUUGAGAGCAAGACACAUGUAACUUACAUAGCGAAGGUCCCGGAGAUAGUUGAUUAUCUACUAAUGAAAGGAAUUGAGAAAUUCGUGGAUAAGGGCAAGACGUACAAGAUUUUGUUUCGUCCAUGGAUGCCUCGAUCAGAAUGGAUUCAGCAGAGGGAGGAAGAGAAAAGAAGUGUCUACUGGGUAAUGGCGCUUAGAUUUCCGAUUAACGCUUCCUUCUAUAUCAAGUCUGGUAUCGAAAUGGUAAUGGGGAAAAUUCUGAAGGAAUUUGACCCGGUGAGCGAUCCAAUCGAUCCCGGACUGGGUAACCUCAAAUUUCAGUUACACCCAGACGCAGAAGCAAAGUACGUGCGUUCCCUGAAGGUUUGUACCGGAAAGGAAUCACUGACAGGUGAUCUUGUUAACAGCAAGACCCCUCGGUGCGAUGGUUGUAAACGAUACUUGAGAUUGCCAGACGAAUGCAUAUGCGAAGACGGAGAGGAAGAUCAGGGACAAGACACACUAACUCUUGCAGGCAGGAGGCAGGACAACUCUGCUAACCGGAAGCUAGGCCUCGGCUCAUUCCAGGCUCUGGGCAUGCCCACCGCUUCGGGCUCCAUGAACCCACAGCACAAAUCCACGAAGAAAGAAAGAAAGAAGACCACAACCCCAACCAAAUGGCUGAACCCCCUGCUCCAGCCCUCGGGGGCCGCAGGCAGGGGAAGUCAGCCCGGAAGGGGUGCUCCAGAUCCUCGGGGUAACACAGCAACAGGGCUAGACAGACAGGGUCAAUACACCCCCUCUCGCCUAGGCCAAGUGCCCUCCAAUGCCACACAGCUUAAUGCGCCGUCUGGUGCCAAAGGAACCUGGCACCAAAACAUUCGACAGUGGAAAGGCCUGAACGCAGAGGCAGUCCCAGCGGGAACUUCACAAGGGAGCACGGGCGGCACAGCUGGUCCUUCGUCCUCACACCCGGAAGGCCAUGCCGUCAACGGAGCUACAACAACAAUGUUGGUAGAAGACAAAGGUAGGGAGGACUCCCAGAAAAGAACAAGACCUCAAGCGUUCGGGGAGGACGCUGCCCCAGGUCCAGCAGGGAACAAGACCAACGCCACGGAGGGGACAACGAAAGGUUCGUGCGUAGCAAUGCCAAUUUUGCUGAAGAAUACCAACCAGGGACCGUUCCUCAUGUUGAAGGUUAACAAUCAGGGAGGUUACAACUUCCCGUAUGCGUCAGUGGCAUCCCCCCCGACCCAUUAACCCUAUUUAAUCUGGGAAUGGAAGUGGCUCAGGGCAGAUUUGCUGUAAGGCCUAUCCCGGAUCACCCAAUGA